Rhododendron vialii is the source of this 2168-nucleotide messenger RNA. RefSeq names its product pentatricopeptide repeat-containing protein At4g19191, mitochondrial. Gene Ontology annotation, biological process: RNA modification. The coding region runs from base 154 to 2109 and encodes 651 amino acids. Gene Ontology annotation, molecular function: protein binding; RNA binding. The transcript has a single exon. Lineage: Eukaryota; Viridiplantae; Streptophyta; Magnoliopsida; Ericales; Ericaceae. The record is from RefSeq and is a predicted model, not a curated record.
GAUAUUAUGUAAAUUGUAAAAGAUAGACAAUUUCGAUUAAAAAAAAAAGCCUUCAUUAAAAAAUGGAGCACCAAAAUCAGUUCCAUUGGCUUAUGUCGUCUAAUUGUGGCUUACUCAACUGAACCACAAUCCUUAUCAACACAAUGCAUCAUCAUGGUAAAAUCAAACUUGGCUCCAUUUCUCAACCAUUUUCCAAAUCUCUCCACCAUUUCCCUUUGGAACUCCAGCAUAAGAGACGCAGCAAACCAAGGCCACCCCCACAAAGCCCUUCUCCUCUUCCGCCAAAUGAAGCAAACCCAUUUACAACCCAACAACUUGACCUUUCCCUUCGUUGCAAAAGCUUGCGCCAAGCUCUCCGACCUCAUUUACUCCCAAAUAAUUCACACCCAUAUCGCCAAAUCGCCGUUCCAGUCCGAUAUCUAUGUGCAGACUGCGCUGGUUGAUAUGUACGUGAAAUGUGGCCGCUUAGAUUAUGCCCACAACCUGUUUGAGAAAAUGCCUGAUAGGGAUUUAACAGCUUGGAAUGUUAUGCUUGUGGGUUUUGCUCAUCUGGGUCUUAUUGAUAAGGUUGCCAUUCUUUUGUAUCAAAUGAGACUUGAUGGGAUUUUCCCGGACUCGGUUACUAUAAUCGGACUUACUCAAUUGGGUUCUGGUUUGGAGGAUCUCAAGUUGGUAAAUGCAAUUCAUUGUUUUGGGAUUCGUAUAGGGGUAGAUGGGGAUGUUUCGGUUGCUAACACUUGGGUUUCUGCCUAUGCUAAGUGUGGCGAUUUGGGUAUGGCAGAGAUGGUAUUUGGUGGGAUUGAUUUGGGUUUGAGGACAGUUAUUUCUUGGAAUUCUAUGCUCUCAGGAUAUGCCUAUUGUGAAGAAUCGGUUAAGGUGGCUGGCUUGUAUAAACUGAUGCUUUUCGAUGGAAUUAGGCCAGAUGCAAGCACCAUUCUUAGUUUGCUUUGUUCAUGUGUGAGAACUGAUGCAUUAUAUCAUGGUAAAGUGAUUCAUUGUCAUGGAGUUCGAUUAGGCUGUGUUUUCAAUGUUUCAGUGCUUAAUACCCUCAUUUCAAUGUACUCCAAGUGCGGAGAUAUUGAAUCUGCUCGUUGUGUAUUUGAUAGUGUGAGACAUAGAAAUUGUGUUUCUUGGAAUGCAAUUAUAGGUGGGUAUGCCGAGAAAGGUGAUUUGGACGAGGCAUUGGCUCUCUUUCGCUGUAUGGAAGCAACUGGUCUGAAACCUGAUAUUGUUACUCUGCUGUAUAUGAUCUCGUGUUGUGGCCAAACAGGAUCACUUGAGGUUGGAAGAUGGAUCAACAACUACACCAUUUCAAACAGUCAAAUAGACAAUGUAACAGUGUGCAAUGCGUUGAUAGAAAUGUAUGCGAAAUGUGGAAGUAUAAGAGACGCUUGGGAACUCUUUUGUACGAUGCAAGAAAAAACCGUUGUCUCUUGGACAAGUAUGAUUUCAGGUUGCGCUCUAAAUGGAGAAUUUAAAGAAGCUUUGGACCUUUUCUAUCUGAUGUUGGAGUUGGGUCUGAAACCGAACCACAUUACAUUCCUUGCUGUGCUUCAAGCAUGCAAUCACGCAGGUUUACUUGAGAAAGGGUGGGAAUGUUUUGAUUUGAUGACCAAAGUACACAGAAUAAAUCCUGGAUUAGAUCAUUAUUCAUGCAUGGUUGAUCUUCUUGGGCGAAAAGGAAAGCUAGAAGAAGCGUUGAAGUUUAUUGAGAAGAUGCCGUUCAAACCUGAUGCUGGUAUUUGGGGUGCAUUGCUUAGUGCUUGUAAAAAUCACCACAAUGUAGAGAUAGGCGAGUACGCGACUUAUCGCCUUCUUGAACUGGAAUCUGAGGCCGCAGCUCCAUAUGUAGAAAUGGCUAAUUUAUACGCGUCGGUUGGAAGGUGGGAUAGAGUUGCUGGAAUUCGGAAACUGAUGAAGGCGAAUCAAGUGACGAAAUCUGCAGGGCAAAGCCUCGUCCAGGUGAAUGGGAAGAUUCGUAAAUUUACGGUUGAAGAUAGAAGUCAUACAGAGGGCCAGCUGAUAUACGAUAUGUUGGAUGCCUUAGCUUUGCCGUUGAAAGAGGAAAAAUAUUCAUCAGUUGUAGAGGAACUUACAGAUAAUCAAUAAAAUUGAAGUUAAGCGAGAAUCUACCCGGAAAAAAGGGUAGAUCUGCAUUGAAAACUAUG